Messenger RNA from Sycon ciliatum, 2758 nucleotides. Its product is annotated as cap-specific mRNA (nucleoside-2'-O-)-methyltransferase 2-like. Lineage: Eukaryota; Metazoa; Porifera; Calcarea; Leucosolenida; Sycettidae. Gene Ontology annotation, molecular function: methyltransferase cap1 activity. The transcript has 7 exons. The record is from RefSeq and is a predicted model, not a curated record. The coding region runs from base 595 to 2586 and encodes 663 amino acids. Gene Ontology annotation, cellular component: cytoplasm; nucleus. Gene Ontology annotation, biological process: 7-methylguanosine mRNA capping.
UGUGUAGAGGUUUCCUGCGGUCCGUCCACUUGUUACUUCCCCAGUCCUAGGCAAAAUGCUCUACUAGCUUUCCACCCACGGCCACAGCAGCAAGUAAGUAUUGAUAUUUGCAGUUGAGGUCGAGCACAGCAACUUUGUUGGCAUUUUUUUAGCAAUUCUGUUUCAUUUCAGGCUGAUAUCUGUUUUUGGGCCCAUUUCAAGAAGUUAGCAACAACUUUGACUUCGUUACCAACAGAUGUGUAGAAAUUCAUAACUGACUGUGCAACGUCGAAGUUGUAACCAGAGCUGAGUUGAGACGGCGUAUAAUUUCUUCUGCGCGCACUGUUCUUUCCCAACAAGCGUUCUCAGCGUCAUUGCAGGGCGUGCGGAGGUCGCCAAAAGCACGUUUCAAGCAGCCAGUCUAGAAAAGUAUCGGGCUGUGGUGUGUGUUGAACCGCUAUGGUAGAAUCAACCAAGUAGCAGAAGCAGCAGCAGCAGCAGGACCAAUUUUCAGCGGCCGUGGUGCUAUAUCCACUGUGACGCAUGGUGAGGACAGUCUGAUCUAUAGGUCUUACCUCUGUUGGCAGAAUACGUCCUCCGUAGCUACAUAUAAGCAUGAGUAAGGCAAGCAGAAAGCGCCGCGCAUAUCGCACGCAUCAAGAUGAUCUCUGGAAAUGGCUGGUGGAGGAACGCUUCUCACGGCAGCACUUUGAGUUCCAGCCGUCGCCCGACUGGCAAUUGCCUAGCGACGACCUGAUGUUCAGUGCCGACGAGUUCCAGGUAGAGGAGUGCCAGCUCUUGAAGUCGGAGCUGAACGCGUGCAAGGCGAAGCUGAACGACAUUGAUAUCGCCGUGUGGCACGUGCACACACGCCGCGCCCACGUGGGCGGCCUCGUCCAGCCGAUGGCGCGAGAGCGACUCGGGGCCGAGCUGUGCACGCAGGCGUGGGCGAAGUUCUACGAGCUGCUCGCGUACCACCGACUGGUGCCGGCAUGCCGCACUAGCGACGACAGCGCCCUCGUUUCCGUUCACCUGUGCGAGGCGCCAGGUGGGUUCAUCACAGCGCUCAAUCACUAUCUGAAAACGACGAUGUCAGAGUCGGGAGCGGCGGCAUCCGUGAACUGGCGAUGGCUGGCGUCCACGCUGAACCCGUACUCGGACGGUGCCGAGGAGGAUGGGGCCAUCACGGACGAUCGGUUCAUCCGCUUCACGCGCGACCGCUGGUACUUCUGCGCCGACAACACGGGAAACCUGAUGUGCCGGGAGAACGUCCGGUCGUUGAUAGAGAAGUGCGAUGAGAUGGGCGCUAGCGACCGGUCGCUCUCUCAAAGUACUGGACUUGUGUCCGCCGGAGACCCCAGUGUCACUGACAAUAGCUGUGCCGGUGAGAGAGUCUCCUGCCAAUCCUCCCCGAAUUGUUCCGCGCAAGAUGGCACCGCGCCCGCCGUGCUAUAUGAUCGCAGUGCACCCUACGCUCGUCACGUCGAUCAUGAGCUUGCCGAGCCGAUCACCGCCCGCGAUCUGGACUCUGGCAGCGCCGCGACGGCCGCGGCAGCAUGCACAGCAGCUUCCGGCCAUGUCUCUACUGUGACUGGGGACCAGAUCACUGCCAACCAGGGAGUAGUAAAAUACCUACUCCCUACUGCCAACGGCAACACGGACAGCACUGAUUGUGUCUCGUCGCCUACAAGCGAUUGUGAUAAUGAAGCAACAACUGAUACCAGUGGUGACUUGUUUAAAGAUGCCGCUGGUGAACCGCAGGCCAGAACUAGCCCAAUGUGUGAUGAACGCGACGGCGCGUCAUUGGCCGUUGGCGUGGCAACGCUGGUGACGGCGGACGGCAGCGUGGACUGUCAGGACGUGCCCGGCGAGCAGGAGCGGCACGUGUCCACGCUGCAUUUCUGCGAGGUUGCCACGGCGAUCGCGCUGCUGCGGCGUCGCCACGGUAGCGACGGCAGUGAUGACGGCAUUGGCGGUGGUGGCAGUGGCGACGGUGGCGCUCUGGUGCUGAAGAUGUUUACUAUGCUGGAGGAUAGCUCGAUCUGCCUGCUCUACCUGCUCAACUGCGUCUUUGCACAGGUCGUUGUCACCAAGCCAGUGGCUAGCAAGUCUGGAAAUUCCGAAGUCUACGUGGUGUGUAAGGACUUCCGCGGUGUCUCCAGCGGAUGGCUGCAGCGUCUGCUUUCGUUUGUGGGACCAAGUUUGCCUGCUGGAAAAGCUCUCUUUCCUCUUAGCAGCAUCCCGCAGCCGUUCAUAGAUCAGUUACUGGGCGUUUCAAGGCAUUUUGCUGCUCUGCAGAUGGAAGCCAUUGAAGAGAACUUGAAACUUCUCUUGGAACCGGAGUGCUUCAUUCAGUGGCAGCUUCGUCGAAAGCUGAGAAAGAGGGUCGCCCUCAGCUUCUUUGAUCGGUAUUCGCUGGCUGCUCUGCCAAAGACAAUGCGGAUGGUACCAGAGGUGGUUGAUCUACUGCAGUGGCGUUAUGAGGCCACAGGGAAGGCAACCGGAAGCUACACAGAACGCUGCGCGGGUAAAGCGGUCAAGAAUGGCUCCGGGAUUGGCGAGGUUGAGGAUUCCGGCAACGGAAUGUAUCUGCUCGCGCCCUCUUAGACUAAGGUCUGAGAUGUGCGGCUCUUGGUUUUGAUGAGCUUCACAGGUUGAGUAUUAUUGCUACCGGACUGGAGCGCUGCUGCUGCUAGCUGUUGGGUUCAGUUGAUGUUUGCUCGGUGUUCGCUUGACUUCACGGCACAGUGUGGUGUGAUAAGGACUAUCUCUGCGUCGU